Molecule: messenger RNA, 665 nt
Organism: Daphnia carinata
Lineage: Eukaryota; Metazoa; Arthropoda; Branchiopoda; Diplostraca; Daphniidae
Gene: ATPsynG
Product: ATP synthase subunit g, mitochondrial-like
Exons: 3
Coding region: 106-417 (103 amino acids)
Biological process (GO): proton motive force-driven ATP synthesis
Molecular function (GO): proton transmembrane transporter activity
Source: RefSeq, a predicted model, not a curated record
CUUCCCUUAGUUCACUUUUUCUCCACCAGUUGGAAGUCUUGCGUGCGUCCAUCUUGGGAACUCUUGUUUGAGCCGGUGCAGAUUUCACCAAUUAACUUAAGAAAAAUGGCAAAGGCUCUGACUGGUUUAGCCGCGAAAGCCCCAGGACUGAUCAAGGGUGUUGUCGAUUACUCAACUCCAAAGCUGAACACCUUCUGGCAUUAUGCUCGAGUUGAAUUGGCCCCCCCUACCCCAACUGAUAUUCCAAAAAUCACGUCAGGUCUUCAAAGCCUUGUCAAAUCUGCCAAAACUGGCAAAUGGAAGCAAGUUCCAGUGAAGGAUGCUUGGCUGAACACUCUGAUCACAGCUGAAAUUGCUUUCUGGUUCUUUGUUGGAGAGUGCAUUGGCAAAGGAAGCAUUGUUGGAUACAAAGUUUGAACAUGAAUUCUCCACCCCAGUUCAGAUUUUGUUUGUAGAUAAAAUUGCAGUAAGCAACACAAAUAAAGGAUUAAAUCAACAUCUUCAUGUGACAAACACAUUUUUGUAAAACAUUUUAUAUUCAUCUAGUUCAUGAACGCUGGAAUAAUCAGUCUUGUCAAGUUUGUCACUUCAGUUCACAAUGAAAAGCUAUUGUUUGAGACAUGGCAAUCUGUAACAGAAAAAUGGGCAUAGAUUUUGUAAAAGAA